Molecule: messenger RNA, 903 nt
Organism: Penaeus indicus
Lineage: Eukaryota; Metazoa; Arthropoda; Malacostraca; Decapoda; Penaeidae
Product: eukaryotic translation initiation factor 4H-like
Exons: 7
Coding region: 7-903 (298 amino acids)
Molecular function (GO): RNA binding
Source: RefSeq, a predicted model, not a curated record
CCCAACAUGGCAGGUCUCGCUGAUGAUUUCUAUUCCCGGAAUAGCUAUCGAGGUGGUGGAGGUGGCGGCGGUGGCGGUGGGGGCGGCGGUGGUGGAGGAGGAGGUGGAAACCGUUACAAUGAUGGCGGCCGGGGAUAUGGCGGCGGUCGGCCUCGCAGGUCAAUGCCAACGGAACCUCCCUUCACAGCUUACAUCGGGAACCUUCCAAAUGGCGUUGUCCAGGGUGACAUCGACCAGAUCUUCAAGGCCCAGAGGGUACGAACAGUGAGACUGGUGUAUGACAAUGAAAGUGGCAGAUUCAAAGGGUUCUGCUACGUGGAAUUUGAAGAUGCCAAAAGUUUAGAAACUGCUCUUUCCUUCGAUGGCGCUCUCUUUGUGGACAAGAACAUCAAGGUAGAUAUUGCAGAUGCCCGCCGUGGUGAUCGUGGCAGGGGCAGAGGAGGAGGCCGCGGUGGUGGAGGCAGGGGUGGAGACAUGAAUGACUUCCGUGGUAGAAGAGAUGGAGAUGAUUUUGGUCGCUACCGAAGAGACGAUGACCGAGGAAGUAGAGGACGGGGGGGAUUCAGUGGUGGUUCUGGUUCAGCUGGUGGAAGGUAUGGCGGCUUCGAUGACCGUGGGGGCGACCGGGGAAGCUUCGGAGGACGGCCCCGCAGCGGACCUGGCGACCGAGGGGGAGCCCGACCCGAGAGUGGAGGCUACAUGAGGCGCGAUCGCAGAGACAGCGAUAGAUCCCGUAACUUUGAGGAGUUCAAGGAGCCCAAUCCUGAGGAUCUGUCUCAGAGGCCCAAGCUGAAGCUGUUGCCCAGGACCAAGACGGAUCCUGUAAAUCAGCAGGCGGAGACCUCGCAGUCCUCCAGUAUAUUCGGUGGAGCCAAGCCUCGCGAGGAAAAUAGAUGGAGCUAA